AUGGGCUGGGCCGGGCCGAUGUUGAUAGCCCAUGGACUGGUUUUUAUUGGCCCGACCCGGCCCAUUGAGACCUCUGCUAUAUAUGUGACUAAACUUAGUCAAAAAUCACUUGACAUAAUACUUUCGGACGAUUACAUAAAAACAAUUGAUCUUCUAUUAGCUACACGUUACAAUAACGUUGGAUAUAUUUAUUCGUUAGAUUAUACAAAACCAUUACCAUUCAAUAUUCCAUUAAUAUCACGAGUCUUUUGUAAUCUGGCUGUGACUUACGAACAAUCUGAAAAUUACUCAAAACCAGAAUUCUAUUGGAAAAAAGGUUUCGUACAUCAUCUUCAAUCAAUGCCAAAUAAUACGGAUGCUACGGAUUCUCUCUUUCCAACAGUUGCAAUAAAUUUAGCUGAUCAUCAGAAGUAUGCUGAAUCGAUUGACUAG
Molecule: messenger RNA, 432 nt
Organism: Rotaria sp. Silwood2
Lineage: Eukaryota; Metazoa; Rotifera; Eurotatoria; Philodinida; Philodinidae
Source: the annotation of a GenBank genome assembly